Molecule: messenger RNA, 7308 nt
Organism: Schistosoma haematobium
Lineage: Eukaryota; Metazoa; Platyhelminthes; Trematoda; Strigeidida; Schistosomatidae
Product: Glutamine-dependent NAD(+) synthetase, variant 2
Exons: 4
Coding region: 2006-3490 (494 amino acids)
Biological process (GO): NAD+ biosynthetic process
Cellular component (GO): cytoplasm
Molecular function (GO): glutaminase activity; NAD+ synthase (glutamine-hydrolyzing) activity; ATP binding
Source: RefSeq, a predicted model, not a curated record
GUUAGGUGAUGACAAAAAGUCGACUUUGAAUGGACAUACCAACUUCAUAUCCCUAUAGCAUCCCCGGAAAUUUAUCUCAUCAUAAAUACAAUGCUGCUGAAUUUUAAUUACUUAUCAAAAUCAAAAAAACAACAACAAUAAAGACCUAACUUAGUUUAGGAUUAUUUGAAUUAUCCAACUGUUCACGUUUAGACUGAAAACAGGAUUAAAUGUGUACCACUCAAUUAACUGCUAUCCCCAUACCAUCUAUUCCAUUUAAAAAUUCUGUGGUCAAUAGCUAAUCAGUUACUGGGUUAUAUGAUCAGCAGACAACAUUUAAGCAAAUUAUGUUUGUUGGAUGUUCUUAUUAAGAAAUUAACUAGAGCACUGUCAUGUUUGGCUUUGAAUGUACAAGUCUCGUUUUCCCAAAAACCCGCUGCCAUCAGACUUCUGAAGGUCGGUCGCUUUAGGUCUAAGUAACUGCUUUCUAACUUGUUGCUGCUACUCCGCUUGAUUCCCAAUAGAAUCUUCUGCUUUUUAUAGUACACGUGCACAAGUGCACCACGUAUAUGAUACACAUAUAGAUAAUAUUAUGUCUAUGGAUUAAUUGUAAUUGUCUGUACCAACUGAAGGACUGGUCUGAAACGUCCGCACGUGUAUAUGUAUCAGACAGUACGAAGAUUCUCAAAGAUAUUUUUACGAAACAAUAACAACUUUAGUAAAUAGCUUUUUAUAUUAUUGCUUUUUAACAUGUAUUAUAUAUAUAAUAUAUAUAUCUUCUGUUCCUCCCUUGGUAUGGUGUUCACUUUAAAUAUCAGAAGACAAACUAAUUUGAUGAAAGUUUAGUCUUUAACACAAUAGACUAUUGCUGGUAAACCAUUGUCCCCAUGAUUUGACGCCAUUAUUCUCCACAGUAAUACAUGUAAUAAUAAUAAACUUACAAGCUAAAUCCUAAGUUCAAUAUUGUUCGCAUCUGCUGGGAUCACUGGAUAAGUAGGCGAUAAGUAAAAGUGAGGUUGGAUGUAUGGUAUUAGAGAAUGGUGAUAAAUCAGUUGAUGAUGUUGUGAAUCUUCAUCAAUUGAGAUAGUUGGGCCACGUGUUACGUAUGCCCGACCACCGUUUACCACGGCGCGCAAUGCUGACUAGUGUUGGGGAUAGUUGCAACAAAGUUAGAGGCGGCCAAACCAAAACAUGGCAUCAGUCCAUAAAGUCACUAACUUCUGGUCUGAGUCAUGUUGGUAGAUGCAGACUACUUGGUUGGGGUCAGUGUGACUAUCAUAACCAGUGGUUAGAGACUGGGUGAAAUGGCUUAGAAUCGAUCACAAUGGCGUAAGUGUAUGCACUCUUUGUCUUCUCUUAAACCGUGAAGUUAGAAUCGCUUUAUGCCUUUCUUUCUACGAAAUAAUUCUUUGUUCUUUUAUUGUAUCCUUAUGCACCAUCUUUUUUGUAUACAUUACUACCAUUGAUGUAACUAAUAUGAAUUUGAUGUUCAUCUUGUUGUGCUAACGAGGUAUAGCAACUUGAACCGAUGUAUAUAUGUGCCUGGUCCUGCGUUGUAGCUGGCUGACUAAGUCUAAUGUUUCAGCAACAUAUCUUGCAAAUUUAAGGCUUUGUUUUCCAUACGCAUCGCUGAUAUCCAGUUCUAUAUGCAAUACGAAUUAUUCACAACAUGCUUUCUUGAAGUUUUUACCUAUGAAAUAUAUUGACAUAUUUCAAAGUCAGGCACAAUAAAAUGAGGAUCCUUCAUUCAGAAAAUCCCCACUAUAGUAGCGAAUUACCAACUAAUUUCUAACAAUUGGGGUUUUAAUUGGUCUUUGAGAAUGUAUUGAUCUUUUCGUAAUGACGUCUCAUUUCAUCUGUUCUCUCUAAUACGGCACUAUUCUUAUAACAGGAUGUGGUUAAUAAUGUAAAACCCAAUUUAAUCAGUCCUAAAUCCCUGUUUUCAUGUGUAACUUUUCUCUGCUUUGCAAGUGUUUUGUUUUUCGAAGCAUAUAACAUGCAAUUUGCAUUUUGAUCUAGGGGCUUAAUGUCUGCUGUAGUUACUAACUUUUCUCCGGUCUCCAACAAAUUUACUGUUGCUCUAUGUGUACUGAAUCAGUGGGCGCUUGACUUUAGUGGAAAUACUAGACGUGUAAUCGAAAGUAUUAAAACUGCUAAACGCUUGGGGGCUAAGUAUAGAGUUGGCCCAGAACUAGAGGUCUCAAGUUACGGAUGUGAAGAUCAUUUUCAUGAAUUGGAUACCUAUACUCAUUCAUGGCAAUGCAUUGCAAAAAUAUUGAGUGAAACAAAUGAAAAUGUUGAAAUGCAAGAUAUUGUUUGUGAUAUUGGAAUGCCAGUUUUACUGAGAGGUGUGGCUUAUAACUGCAGAAUUCUUUUGUUAAAUGGGACUAUUCUAUUGAUACGACCGAAAUUAGUCCUCGCAGAUGAAGGUUUGCACAGAGAGUCUCGUUGGUUUACGCCUUGGCCUCAUCACCAGAGAAUCAUUGACUUUGAGUUGCCCGAAAUAGUCCAGAAAGUAACCAAGAAUUCGCAGUCAGUAGCAGCUUUUGGUGAUGCUAUUUUACGAUUUUCUGGAAAUGGCUAUUCUGAAUGUGUACAGAUAGGCUUGGAAACAUGUGAAGAGCUUUGGACGGGAACACCACCUCAUAUUGAUAUGUAUGCAGCUGGUGUGGAUGCUGUGCUCAAUUCCAGUGCCAGUCACCAUGAACUGAGAAAACUAAGUAGAAGAAUAGAACUAGUGAAAUCUGCCAGCACAACGAAUGGUGGUGGAUUCUAUGCGUAUACAAAUCUUAGAGGAUGCGAUUCUGGGAGAGCUUGUUACGACGGUUGUGCAUUAGCCGCAGUUUCCGGUCAGCUAAUUUGUCUGAGCCCACAGUUUGGAUUUGGGGAUGUCUCUGUUGAAACUGUCACUGUUUGUCUGAAUUCACUGAGAUCAAAGCGAAUUGCCAGUCGUUGUUUUGGGCGUGCGGCUGCAGCUCGUGCAGCUGCGAAAUCCGAUGCAUUUGGCAUUACACACAGUUGUUAUCCAGUUGUUAAGGUUGAUUUCAAUCUUUGCCAUAUUGACCAUUGGCCUGAUCAGUCCUUACAGCCUCACGUUGAUACUCAUAUUCCCUCACCUCCAGAAGAGAUUUCUUAUGGUCCUGCAUUAUGGUUAUGGGACAAUUUACGCCGAAGCAAGUCUUCAGGAUUUUUUCUUUGCCUGAGUGGAGGUUUGGACAGUGCAGCAGUUGCGUGUAUUGUGUUCAGUCUUUGUAAUCAAAUUUUUCAAGCUAUAAGACAAGGUAAUAUGUCCGUUACGCACGAUUUACGAACUCUAUUGAAUGAGUCGGAUAAAUAUAUCCCUGAUAGUGGUCGUCAAUUAUGUUCUCGUCUACUAACAACUUGUUUUAUGUCAAGUGAGAACAGUUCUGCGCUUACAAGAUCACGUGCUAAUCGCUUAGCUAAACUUUUAGGUUCAAAUCAUUUAGAAGUAAUUAAAUUUCAAUCUCUUUUACAUUACUCCGAAAAUUGAUCCGAUAGUUUUGAAACAUCUGUCAUUUUAAUGAGCUUGUUUUUUAUGCAGUGUAUUCUGAAACAGAAAACACCAUUAUUACCUGUAGAAUUAAAUUAAAACGAAGAAAAAGUGGUGAUACAGCAAGGAUUUACAUUACAUGCCUGAGUCAAUCGGAGAACCAAUAAAAACCUGGAAGGAGUGGACAUUUUGUUUAUUUCGUACCCUCAAAAUCUUCAGGAGUGGGUAUCACAUACUUAGGAUAAAAACCAGACCCUUCAGAUCACUCUUUCAACCCGACUUUUUAAGACUAGUAAGUCGGUACCCAGUGCUUUUCACUUCCUGGAGAUCUUUGCUCCAGCUUCAUGUGAAGCUGUAUCUCUCAGUUGCUUCAAAUCAAUCUAAGCCAGUUAUUCUGGGCUGCAUCAUCACCAUCUUAAAAUUGAAAAAUUCCCACAAAUAAACUGUUUAAAUAAGAUUUAUAUCUUGUUACUGAGUGCUAUUUGCUGGUAACUGAUAACGAAGUUCGGUUAACGCAUUUGUUUUUAUUUAAAAACUCACCAACGGGGCGUAUACAUCAUCUCUUGAGUUCUAAUUCUCGUAUUCACACUUGAAUUCAAAACCCAAGGUUUUACCCACUAAGUUAUUAGUUUGUUUGAAUUAAAUGGUUUAACUAAUCACCAUCAACGUAAGUCAAUAAGGUAACCAACUAUAUUAUAUCGUCAUUAUGAUAAGCAGGUCGAUAAGUUAGUCUUUGGUAUUGAUCAGGUUUGUAUAGGUUAAAGAAUGUAAUGUAAUCACUUAGCAAAGUGAUAAAGUUCCAUUAUGCAAACCUCUUUAUUAUUAUGUAGCCUUAAAAUUGCUUAAUAUUAAAAUUUAUUUUUAAUUCUAACAUUAUGUAUAAUUCGUAGUCCGAUGUUACACCACUGGUAAAAGAAUUUGUCCAUAUGGCUUCCAAGACUUUGAAUCUUGCUCAACCACCUCGUUUCACUGUUCAUGGCGGUUCAAGUAAAGAGAGUUUAGCUCUUCAAAAUAUACAAGCUAGAAGUCGUAUGGUUUCAGCAUAUUUACUGGCUCAGUUAAUACCAUGGAAAUGGAAUUUGCCGUCAGGUCUGUUAGUUUUAAGUAGUGCAAAUCUAGAUGAAGGACUAAGAGGUUAUUUAACAAAGUAGGUUACCAUUUGUUAAACUUUCACCUAGUAAAAAUGCAGUUUGACAACUUUUCAGUGAGAAAUAUUCAUUGUUAUUUAAAUUUUUCGUAAUAACCAGUUAAUAUAAUGGUUUUCACUGCAAUAAGUUCAUGAUGAAAAUAAUUACCCGAUUAACUUUACUGAGUUCUGAUUUGGUCAAGUUUUUGGUUGUCCCAACAAAAAAACGUCCAGAUAAGACACAGGACAAGUGGCUAACUGACUUGCCAUGUAUGUGAAACAACAACUUAUUCAUUUGAUACGACACAUUAAUCGAUUAAUAUCAUUUCGCUCGAAACCUUAUUCUUGAUCGUAAGCUGCAAGUUAAACUACUAGGUAAAAAUUCUACUCGUCGUAUGAUAUUGAAAGUGAAAUUCUGUGUUACCAAGUUUAUCUGAACUUAAUAUAAAUUAGCUUUGAAACAGACCGUCGUAGUGGUUAAAGCAUUUUUUUGCUAUUAAGUUGUGCGCUUAAACCCCAAUAACAUGUACUUUUUUCUUGGCACCCGAGAAGUGUCAUUAACCUUCAAAUAACCAAUGUUGAUCGAACUACACAGGGUCAUAUCUAAUAUGAGAGGAAAAGAUUAUCUUUGUCUCCAAUUUUAAACGAAUGGUCAGUAAUUUAUUCGAUAACUUCCUAUCAUGUUUUGCAAUUAUAAAUAACAGUCCAAGGAAAUGCCGUAGAUGAAGCCAGCUACAUCUUACUAAAAUAAAUUUAUUAAUGUACUUGACUUAAAUUUGGUUAUUUUUUUACUUAUAGCUAUAUAACCUGGUGAGAAUUUACUGAAAUUAAACGCAUUUAUCGUUCAUAUAUCUUUGUUUCACUGAAGUAGAAAUCCCUUAGUUCUAUGAAGUUAUCACUUCCUUGAUGUUAUCCAAAUAAUCCAGUCAAUACUGUUGUCAUCGAUAGUUAUCCCCUCAAUACGCUUUGUUGCAACUCCAUCUUUGUAUCUUAAUCGGUCAACUUACGAGUUACUUCCACAUACAGUGGGAUGUUUUGUUACUGAGAUAUCGAAAUGAUAACUUUUAAAGGUUUAGUUAGUUUUUAAAAUUGAAAUUUACGGCACAGUAAUCACUAAGAGGUUUGUAUGUCUUAUUUUCGAAUCUAAUUGACACUUUCCGGUUCCCAGUAUUUUUUAAAGCCGAGUUUAAUUCGUGGCUAGAUGUAUAUCAUGUUGAGCAAACUCUGAUUGGUAAAAUUAGACCGAUUACAUAUGGGUUUACACUCGUAUUUCGUGAAAUCUCGAAGAACACUGGUUUCAUGAUCAUUUCGUAAGUUAUCUCUAUCACAGUCCGUCUCCUUAGGCUGUUAAAAGUAUCGACUUUUCUUAGUUAAUCAUCAGCUGAAAGAAUAGUGCGAUCAAGCGGUUUUUCGGAUUAUUUAAAAAAAUCGAAAGUAUCAUCAAGUAAUGAUAUCGACUGAAGGACUACUAAAUAUCACAAAGCGCGCAACAGCUGUUCCGUAAGAUCACCGUAAUAAAUAAUAAUUUUCCCGCUAGUCAUUAGCGUCGGUAUAGAUUUACCAGUUUCUAACUUGUAAUGAAAACGAAUUCAAUAAGGGAUUAAAAAUGGGCUACAGCGCUAAUUGACUAACAUUGGAAAUGUGGACUAUUGGAUUCGAUCCAACGGAAUGAAAGUACUGAGCUCGGUGGGAUUUGUCAAGUAAGCGACAUAUGAUAUCUCAAACUGCAUGGUAAUCAAAAGCUCCUGGAUUCGGUAACUUGAGGAAAGUAAACAUUUUGAAUGGUUUGCUUCCCUUCCUUUAUUAUGGUAAUUUCUCAAAACAAGCUCGGAAAAGUAAGUAGAGGAUCCUUCCAGUUUUUAAUAUGUACUUUUUAUGAAGCAUUAAGAUGUUAUAUUAUAUCAAGGUAGUUGGCACAACUAGUAACUGCGAUCCUUUUCUUGUGAUAAGAAAUUAUUAGACAGUAAAGCAAUUAUGUUAAGAGAAAAACCACUAUUUUACUACAUAAAGGAUUUUGCGGGUAAUUUGCUAUCUUGUGUUUUCAACUUUUUUUCUUAGGUAUGACUGUUCUAGUGCAGACUUAAAUCCUAUUGGAAGUAUCAGUAAGUUGGAUUUACGAUUGUUUAUUGCUUACUGUGCUCAAACGUUCCCAAGUUAUAUGGAUUCUGGAAGUGGAGUUGAACUUUCGGAAGUAUUGUUAGAAAUCUUAUCUGCUCACCCAACAGCUGAACUAAUGCCACUUCAAUCUAACGGUGAAAUUAGUCAGACAGAUGAAUGUGAAAUGGGAUUGACCUAUGACGAAUUAUCAUUAUUUGGUAGACUUAGAAAAAUAUCCAACUGCGGACCUUACAGUAUGUUAGAAUCAUUAUUGGACGGUAGUUGGUUACUGAUUAAGAAGGUUAUGCCUGAUAGUUGUUUUCAAAAAGAUGGGAAACCUGGUGCUGAACUUGCUCAAUAUCUUAGCGAAAAAGUGAAAUUAUUUUUUCGUUUCUAUGCUAUCAAUCGUCAUAAGGCUACUGUUUUACCACCAGCUUACCAUACUGAGGCUUAUAGUGCUGAUGAUAACCGGUUUGAUUUCCGUCCGUAUUUGUAUCCUAAUGACUGGAAUUGGCAAUUUACUUGUCUAGAUUUACUGGUAAAGAAAUGGAUAGAACAAUUCGAGUGACUCUAUUCGGAUCGUUUUAUUUAACGA